Pseudonaja textilis is the source of this 4677-nucleotide messenger RNA. RefSeq names its product FERM domain containing kindlin 1 (gene FERMT1). Gene Ontology annotation, molecular function: integrin binding. Lineage: Eukaryota; Metazoa; Chordata; Lepidosauria; Squamata; Elapidae. The record is from RefSeq and is a predicted model, not a curated record. Gene Ontology annotation, cellular component: focal adhesion. Gene Ontology annotation, biological process: integrin-mediated signaling pathway; cell-matrix adhesion.
UAAGCCGCCUCCUCCGACGGCACUGCUCGAACCUGCGCGAGGCUCUAGUCGGCCGUCCAGGAGCUGCGGCGGGAGCGGCGCGCGCGGGUUCGGACUGAGCAUUUGCCGCCACUUUGAGCAGGGCUAUGAUUUCUUUAAAUGAAUAUGGUUCCAAUUCCUGGGAGCUGAAAAUCACAGUUGAUCACCACAAUGGAGAACAAAAAGAGGUUUCCCUUCAAGUAUCAGGGGAGCUUCAUGUCGGAGGGUUGAUGCUCAGACUUGUAGAACAAAUUGGAAUAUCCCAAGAUUGGUCAGACUAUGCCCUUUGGUGGGAGCAAAAGAAAUACUGGCUUCUAAAAACUCAUUGGACACUAGACAAAUAUGGAGUACAAGCAGAUGCCAUUCUCCUGUUUACCCCUCAGCACAAAAAUCUGCGCCUUCGUUUACCAAGCAUGAAGAUUGUGAGACUGAAUGUUAGCUUCUCUUCUGUGAUAUUCAGGGUUGUUGGGGACAUCUGCAAGAGCCUUGGUAUUAGACGGUCAGAAGAACUGUCUCUGCUGAAGCCAACCAGUGAGAUAAAAAAGAAAAAGAGAAAAGACAAAGAGAAGGACAAAGACAAAGAACCAGUCGUAGAAGAUAUUUUAAACCUGCACAAUUCUCCAGUGAGUUUGGGAUUGCCAGCCAGUCCUGGCUUAUAUAGCAAGACCAUGACCCCGACUUACGAUCCCAUUACUGGUUCACCCGUCCCUUCCACCGUUGCGUGGUUCAGUGACAGCCCAUUGGCACAACAGAGCUGGAGCACCCUCGCUUUUAGCCAUCCUAACUGUGCACCAGAGACACUUGCCAAAAUGUAUCAGCCUCGAACGUUGGUCGACAAAGCCAAACUGAACGCCGGAUGGUUAGAUUCAUCUCGAUCACUCAUGGAACAAGAUAUCCAGGAGGACGAUGAACUUCUACUCCGUUUUAAAUACUAUGAUUUCUUUGAUCUGAACGCAAAAUAUGAUGCAGUACGGAUCCAUCAGCUAUAUGAGCAAGCCCGCUGGGCUAUUCUGCUAGAAGAAAUAGACUGCACAGAAGAAGAAACCUUCAUUUUUGCUGCAUUGCAGUACCAUAUCAGCAAGCUGACUUUAUCCUCAGGAUCCAAAGACUUCCCAGUUGAGAGUGAAACCGACGAAGUGGAAGCAGCACUUUCCAAUCUAGAAAUAACACUAGAAGGAGGAAGAUCAGAGAACCUAUUGGAGGAUAUCACAGACAUUCCAAAGCUUGCUGAUAACCUCAAACUAUUUAGAUCCAAAAAGCUGGUGCUGAAGGCCUUCAAGCAAUAUUGGUUCGUCUUCAAAGACACAUCCAUAAGUUACUUUAAAAACAAAGAAGCUGAACACGGAGAACCUAUCGAGAAGCUUAACCUAAGAGGAUGUGAAAUUGUCCCAGAUGUAAGUGUGUCAGCGAAAAAAUAUGGGAUUAAAUUACUCAUCCCAGUUGCUGAUGGAAUGAAUGAAACACAUUUGAGGUGUAAUGAUGAAGAGCAGUAUGCCAGAUGGAUGGCCGCUUGUGCAUUGGCUUCCAAAGGGAAAACAAUGGCAGACAGUUCUUACCAGUCCGAGGUGAAUAACAUCCUCUCGCUCCUGAAAAUGAAAAGCAGAACAGCUGCACCCCAAGAAGUUAGAGAUGUAGAAAGCAUGGACGUGAAACCGGAAUGCUUCCUCUCACCACGAUAUGCUAAGAAAUAUAAAUCUAAACAGCUAGCUGCUCGCAUUCUAGAAGCACACCACAACAUCAUUCACCUGCCUCUUAUGGAAGCCAAACUCAGGUUUAUCCAGGCAUGGCAGUCACUUCCGGAAUUCGGCAUAUCCUAUUACAUUGUGAGAUUUAAAGGAAGCAAGAAGGAUGAUCUCUUGGGGAUUUCUUACAACAGGCUAAUUAGGAUAGACACAGCUACUGGGGACCCAAUUACAACCUGGAGGUAUUCAAACAUGAAACAAUGGAACGUGAACUGGGAGAUACGGCAGGUUGCCAUUGAGUUCGAUCAGAAUGUCUCCAUCGCCUUUGCUUGCCUGAGUGCAAGUUGCAAAGUGGUGCAUGAAUACAUCGGCGGCUAUAUUUUCCUGUCAACCCGUUCCAAAGACCAGAACGAGACGUUGGAUGAAGACUUGUUCCAUAAAUUAACCGGUGGAAGGGAAUGAAAGGAGAACCAGAAGCUUUUUCUGAACUGCAUAGUAGAAGGGUCAGAGGGGAUGGUGCUCGCUUAGAUGGCUCCUUGGUACCCCCCUGCCGGAUUAACAAAAAUUGAUGAAGAGGAAUCAGACAUACUGCGAAGCAAAGCACCAUCCUUUGGCAUCAAGAUGGAGGGUUUUUCACCUUCUGCUCAAAAAUCAGUGUUCAGAGAAGACUAUUGUCUUCUCUUCCAUGACCAUUGGGGUGGGGAGUUUGAUGGUGGAAAGAGACAGAAUUAUAAAUGGAAGAUUAUUCAGAUGGAGCCUUCCCAAAAUUCCAUGAAUAAGGCAACUAAUUGCAUAACAGAGGUCUCUUCUGAAAACAUACUAGAUUUUUUUUUUUGUCCAUGAAACCCUAAAGGAAAGCUUCUGGUUUCAAUUUUCUAUUUAUUUUAAGAAUCUCCCAAAUUAAAGUAAAAGGUAUUUCAUUUUUUUAAAAAAUGAAAACAUUCUAGCAUGCAAUCUGUCAAACUCUGGAGCAUAGUUGCUCCCUUUGGCACACCAACUCCUGUCAACUCUGAAUCACUGUCCUCUACAGCCUUUCCGGUCAAUGGAAUUCAUUGUUCUAAAGAGAGCUGCCUGCUGCCUAACCAGUCUUCAUGCAAAUAAUUUAUUUAUGGGAAGUAUAUUCUUUUGGAAAUAAUGUUGCAGUAGUCUGGACAAACGGAGAUGAAAAACUAACCCAAACUCAAAGCAUAUCUUGCUUUCAAAAGAGCUUGUGGAAAUAGAAUGCCGCUGGAAGUACAUUCUUGGAGAUAUAUGAAUUCUUGAGCCAACUUGUUUCCCAGUAUGUUGUAGACUUUCUUUGGUGUGAAUAGCAGUGGUGCGAUUCAACUUGUAUAACAACCAGUUCGGUGAGUGAAUCAGCUGUGCUAAAAAAAAAACAGGAAAUAAAGCACAGGAAAGAACAGGGGCAGGUGCGCGGGGCCAAAUGCUCACCAGAACUACUGGUUCUCCUGAACUGGUCCUAACUGAUAGAAUCCCACCACUGGUUAAUAGAUUGUCUUAGACCAAGCGACUUCAAACUUGGCAAGUUUAAGACUUGUGGACUUCAACUCCCAGUAGUUCAUAAGUUUGCCUUACUGUAAAUUGGGUUUCUUGUGACUGACUUUGCACACUAUAGCAGCCAUUUUGUAGAUAUUUUGGAGGGAGCCUUUUUCAAAAUUCUAAAUGUAUGAUCUGCUCCAAAGAGUUACAGAAUCCAGUUCAUUUUAAUCAAAAGGUUUUUUGUUUUGUUUUGUAUUGUAUAUCAUAUUUUGUCCUUUUUUAUUAUCACUUUUUUUUUACUAUCGAAUGCUAUAGCAGUUUCUGAAUUUUGCAGGUUUUGUAGAAUAAUGAUUAAAAUUAGCUCAAUUAAGGUUUUGCAAUGUUUUCGUUACACUGGUUUAAAAUAAAUUCUAAAAUGUUUUAAAACUGUUUCAAUAGUUUGGGCAUUUUAUUUCAAUUACUAGUGAUAAAGUUGAUAAAACUGUAAACUGAGGGAUGGGAUUUGAUACUGAGGAUUUAUAAGGUAACUUGCUAUAAUAAACAUGAUUUGGAAUCUUUUCCACUUCUAUUAAUAUUCCCAGCAUUUAUUUUUUUUGGCCUUCAGGAUUUCACUUAGUAAGCAUAUAGUUUUGUCCUUUGGGAGUUAUUUGGGAUAAUAAGAUAAUUGAAAUCCAAAGAGGUACUUUGUAUACUGCUACAUUCCCACAAAACAAAUGAAAUUGUCACAGAAGUUACACAGUCUGAAUUUAUUCGAACAAAACUAGGAAUGCCUCAACAAACCAGAAAUCACACAGAAGUGUAUCAACUUGGAUCUUUCUUAAUAGCAUCUUUUUUUUAUUAUCUUGGUUUCUUCAUUUAGACCCAUUAUCACCAAGCUUCCAUUCCAUAUAUUAGAGGCAGGAUAAAAAAUAUAAUAAUAAUUCUAGAUAAAAUACAGAUUAUGGAGACUUUUCCAUCUGGAAUCAUAUUUAGGCUUGAAGUGCUUUUUCACAAUUAUAUUUUGUCAAUAUUUAUAGUAUUGUGCUAUUAUUAUUAAUAUAUAUUAUUUUCUACAUAUAAUAUAUAAUAUGUAUUAGAAUGCAUUAUUGUCUGUACAUGGUAGGCUGCCUAGAAUACAACUGAAGAUAGUGUAUAAAUUUACUAAAUAAAUGGGGGAUCCCACAUAUGCUUCUGUUCAUUUUAAACAGUUCUCCAUUUGUGCCUUCUAUUCCAACUGAAACAAAUCUCCUGCCCCUGAACUAAACAGAUAGGAAGAAGAAGAAAGAAAAGCCAUAAGAGAACAGGAGGGAAAAGUAGGACGCCAUGAAACUGUGGUCCUGAUGUAUAAGAAUACCUGGGUGGGGUGGGGUGGAAUUGUCUCUUUUUCUGAAGCUGAAUUCUGAGAUAUUUUACAUGUUAGAUAUUCCUUUCAUUUCAAGCCUGGUUAAAAAGGGUUUCAAAACAUCCCAUGGAAUAUUCGGAUCCUUUGCCUAUGUGAAAUGUUAACUUAGAUUUUUUU